Molecule: messenger RNA, 1421 nt
Organism: Coffea arabica (coffee)
Lineage: Eukaryota; Viridiplantae; Streptophyta; Magnoliopsida; Gentianales; Rubiaceae
Product: large ribosomal subunit protein uL10
Biological process (GO): cytoplasmic translation; ribosomal large subunit assembly; ribosome biogenesis
Cellular component (GO): cytosolic large ribosomal subunit
Molecular function (GO): large ribosomal subunit rRNA binding; structural constituent of ribosome
Source: RefSeq, a predicted model, not a curated record
ACUCUUCUCCGUCUACAUCGCAAAAUCUCUGGGUUUUGCACUCUACAGUUUUCCCCCAAAACCCCAAAUCUGAAUCGAAGAGGUUAAAGUGACGGCACCGUCGCUGUCCGCCUUGAUCGAGCACUAAAAGCUUCGUCUUGGCCCUCAUUUUUGCCACUCCCCAAAAACGCAAAGGAAAAUCUCUUCAAUUCGUAUCUAGGGUUUUAGCUGUAACUGUAAAAUUGCUAACUGUAAAAUAGUUAGCAAUAGAAGUUUAGAUUUAUUUUAUUUUUUGUGAGAGUUAAGAAAAAGUGAGAUUUUGCGAACAUGGUUACCAAGGUAUCAAAGGCUGAUAAGAAGAUCGCUUAUGACCAGAAGCUUUGCCAGCUUCUGGAUGAGUACUCGCAGGUUCUGAUAGCGGUGGCUGAUAACGUUGGGUCGAAUCAGCUCCAGAAUAUCAGGAAGGGUCUGAGAGGCGACUCUAUUGUGCUGAUGGGAAAGAAUACCAUGAUGAAAAGGACCAUUAGAGUCCAUGCUGAGAAGACUGGAAAUCAAGCUAUCCUUAACCUUAUCCCUCUCCUUGUUGGAAAUGUUGGGUUGAUCUUUACCAAGGGUGACUUGAAGGAAAUCAGUGAGGAGGUUGCCAAAUAUAAGGUUGGAGCUCCUGCUCGUGUUGGUUUGGUUGCUCCUGUUGAUGUGGUGGUCCCACCUGGAAAUACUGGACUUGAUCCAUCCCAGACUUCUUUCUUCCAGGUUCUCAACAUUCCCACCAAGAUUAACAAGGGUACUGUUGAGAUUAUUACACCUGUGGAGCUCAUCAGGAAGGGUGACAAAGUAGGUUCUUCUGAAGCUGCUCUGCUUGCCAAGCUUGGGAUUAGGCCCUUCUCUUAUGGGCUUGUGGUCUUGUCUGUUUAUGAUAAUGGAUCUGUUUUCAGCCCUGAGGUGCUUGAUCUGACAGAAGAUGAUCUCAUUGAGAAAUUUGCUCUGGGAGUCUCCAUGGUCACUUCAUUGUCAUUGGCCAUCUCUUACCCAACCCUAGCUGCUGCACCACAUAUGUUCAUCAAUGGCUACAAGAAUGUGUUGGCUAUUGCUGUCGAGACAGAUUAUUCCUUCCCACAGGCUGAUAAGGUGAAGGAGUACCUUGAGGAUCCUAGCAAAUUUGCUGUUGCUGCAGCUCCAGUUGCGGCUGCUGAUUCAGGUGCUGCCCCUGCUGCUGCCAAAGAGGAAGAGAAGAAAGAAGAACCUGCAGAGGAGUCUGAUGAUGAUAUGGGUUUCAGUCUCUUUGAUUAAGACUGAUGUUUGUCUUCAGGAAUCUUAUAUAUUAAAAUUAGCUUGUGGGACAUUUGAUUUUGAUUUCUCGAUGUUUUUAUGAAGUUGACGUAUCUCAUGACUUUCCAUUUUUUGAUAUACUAAAGACCAUGGCACCAUUUGGUUUUGACUUG